AGCGAGGAGCGACUGGUCUCCUGCUUCUAGAAGACCGGGGAGCUGGGGAGCUGAGCCGAGGCUUCUGGACUCCGAGUGAAAGUCGUCCCUGCGGACACCGAGGGUCUGCCCUGCACGUGCUUGGAUUCCUACAAAGCCCCUUCGCCGGACCCCCGCCGCCUUCCAGGCCCCUGAGCCCUGCCCCUCCCCCCCCCCCGCAGGCGCCGAGCCAUGGCCUCGAUGGGGCUGCAGGUGAUGGGCAUCGCGCUGGCCGUGCUAGGCUGGCUGGGCGCAAUCCUGAGCUGCGCGCUGCCCAUGUGGCGGGUGACGGCCUUCAUCGGCAGCAACAUCGUCACGUCGCAGACCAUCUGGGAGGGCCUGUGGAUGAACUGCGUGGUGCAGAGCACCGGCCAGAUGCAAUGCAAGGUGUACGACUCGCUGCUGGCGCUGCCCCAGGACCUGCAGGCGGCCCGCGCCCUCAUGGUGGUGUCCAUCCUGCUGGCCGUGCUGGGCGUGCUGCUGUCCGUGGUGGGGGGCAAGUGCACCAACUGCGUGGAGGACGAGAGCGCCAAGGCCAAGACCAUGAUCGUGGCGGGCGUGGUGUUCCUGCUGGCCGGCCUGCUGGUCUUGGUGCCGGCGUCCUGGACGGCCAACACCAUCAUCCGGGACUUCUACAACCCGCUGGUGGCCUCGGGCCAGAAGCGGGAGAUGGGCGCCUCUCUCUACAUCGGCUGGGCCGCCUCGGGGCUGCUGCUGCUGGGGGGGGCCCUCCUUUGCUGCAACUGCCCCCCGCGCACCGACAAGCCCUACUCGGCCAAGUACUCCGCUGCCCGCUCCGCCCCAGCCAGCAACUACGUGUAAGGUGCCCGCUACUCAGCUCUGUCCCGCCAGCUUUGUCCCUCCGGGACUGAAGGUGCAGCCUGUGAGCCCAGGACGGGGCUGCAGACUGCCUGGGGUUGGGCAGGCGGGGGACUGAGCCCGGCCCCCGGCCGGCAGCAACUCAACCCGUUCUGGCCCCCUUGGACACCAAACCCGAGGCCGUCCCCCCAUGCCAGCAAGGAUGGACAGAAAGACUCUGUGCCUCCCUCCGGCUGAAGGGCCUGUGGACGCGGGAGAGGCGGCAAGAAGUCCCAGGGUGUGGCAGGCUGGGGGGAGCUGGCUCCUGCUGGUCAGGACAGCUCAGCCCUGAAUUCGCUUGGGCUCUGCCUCCGAGGGGGUGCCCUGCCCAUUCCUGUGUUGUCCAGGAGAACGGCUCGGGCCUUGCUCAGCCACCUGACUGUGGAGCCAGAGGUGACACAGAGUUGACAGACGGGUUUGGAGGGGAGGGUUGAAGGUGCUGCAAACUGGUUUGGGUAGUGUUGGGGAGGAGGCCAUGGAGGCUGCCCAGGCAGCCCGCACCCCUUGCUGUCCCCACCCGACGCCUCAGCAGCCCCCGCAGCAGGACCCCAGGACUCUCCUGACUUGCGACAUCUGCCACCGCUGCCAAGAUCCUUGGACAUCCUGGGGCCAGCCGGGAAGGGGGGAUGGUCUCUCUCUGGCCUGCCCUCCUGGGAAGUCCUGGGCCUUU
Neogale vison (American mink) is the source of this 1546-nucleotide messenger RNA. RefSeq names its product claudin 4 (gene CLDN4). Gene Ontology annotation, biological process: cell adhesion; bicellular tight junction assembly. Bases 211 to 840 code for a protein of 209 amino acids. Gene Ontology annotation, molecular function: structural molecule activity. The transcript has a single exon. The record is from RefSeq and is a predicted model, not a curated record. Lineage: Eukaryota; Metazoa; Chordata; Mammalia; Carnivora; Mustelidae. Gene Ontology annotation, cellular component: bicellular tight junction; plasma membrane.